This is a messenger RNA of Lacerta agilis (Sand lizard), 3119 nucleotides long. RefSeq names its product spartin (gene SPART). The transcript is spliced from 9 exons. Gene Ontology annotation, cellular component: plasma membrane. Lineage: Eukaryota; Metazoa; Chordata; Lepidosauria; Squamata; Lacertidae. The record is from RefSeq and is a predicted model, not a curated record. Gene Ontology annotation, biological process: negative regulation of BMP signaling pathway; cell division. Bases 188 to 2062 code for a protein of 624 amino acids.
GGACAACAAGCCGCUGACGGCAGCGGGUCACGUGACGCUGCGUGGGCCGAAGUGGCAACAGCUGGAGCGGAGCAGAUAUAGGCAGGAGGGGUCGUUUGCGGCGCGUGGCCGGGCGGGCGUCUUGCUGGAGCCUGGGAGGUCGCUGCUGCUUGCUUCCCUUACUCCUGCAGUGAUCCAGUUUUCCGUAAUGUAUCAAGAACGGGAUUCAGCUGCGCAAGAGGGUGCAAAUUUGAAGACGAUUGAAGAAGAGUACAAGGAAGCAUUUGUGUUUGUUAAUAAAGCCCUGAAUGCAGAUGAGCUUGGACAGAAGGAAGAAGCAAGGAAUUAUUACAGGCAGGGUAUUGACCACUUGCUCAGGGGAACUAGCGUCCCGUCCCAAGGUCACGAAUGCACCGGGGACCGAUGGGAGUCUGCCAGGCAAAUGCAGCAAAAAAUGAGAGAGACGCUACAAAACGUUACUGCACGCCUAAGCGUUCUAGAUGAAAAUGCACAGCCUAAACCCAUUGCCAUGUGUCCUCCUAUGGAAACACCCAGGAUAUACCCAACAAUUCCAGCCAAAGAAAAGCCAGAGAGGCCUCCUGUGCCGAAUUCACUGAUCACUCCAUCACACCAGGCUGCAGCAGGUGGAAAUGCUGGAUGUACAAGCCAAGGGCAAGCUGCUGUGAUGAGUCCUUCGUCUGCAAUGCCCAGUGAAGAACCCCCAGCUUAUACACCUGAGGCCACGGGUGGGCACUACACUGUGUCAUACGGGACAGACUCUGGGGAGUUCUCCUCGGUAGGAGAUGAUUUCUACACGAAAUGCACACAGCCCCCUCCUGUUCAGACGUUAGGGGUAGAUGCUGACGAACUGAUCCUCAUUCCCCACGGGGUGCAGAUAUUCUUUGUGAGUCCUGACGGACAAGUGAGUGCUCCCUCAUAUCCCGGAUACCUUCGCAUUGUGAAGUUCUUGGACGCGGAUGCAGCAGCGGCCCAGAAUCGCCCCCCUGCUUUCCUUCAGGUUUGUGACUGGCUGUAUCCUCUUAUGUGCAACCAGUCUCCUGUCCUCUCCUGUAGCACAGGAGUCUACAUGUUCCCUGACUUGAUGUCGCAGGUGCCAGGAUCCUAUGUGGGAGUAGUGUUAUCUUCAGAACUUCCAGCUGCUGACAGAGAACUGUUUGAAGAUCUGCUGAAACAGAUGUCUGACCUUAGAGUGCAGGUUCCAGGAUCCCAUGAGGGACUAGGGUUACCGUCCCAACGCUCAAGAUCUUACACAGAGGUUUUUGAGGAUCUGUUUAAACAAAGAUCUGAUCUCAGAGCCAAGCCUGCAGAAGCUUCUAGUGAUGCGAUUAACCUGGCCGAGACUGUACGUAUUCAGCCAGCAUCUGAAGAGACAGAAAGAGAGUUACCUGACUGGAGUGAGAAAAUGGCCCAUGGAAUCUUAACAGGAGCAUCCUGGGUAAGCUGGGGCCUGGUCAAAGGAGCAGAAUAUACCGGGAAAGCAAUCCACAAGGGAGCUUCCAAACUAAGAGAGCACAUUCAGCCAGAGGAAAAUCCAGUGGAAGUCAACCCAACCGUCGCUAAAGGGCUGCAUGUAGCCAAGCAGGCUACAGGAGGAGCUGUGAAAGUCAGCCAGUUCUUAGUGGAAGGUGUGUGCUCUAUAGCAAGUUGUGUGGGAAGAGAGUUAGCCCCCCAUGUCAAGAAGCAUGGAAGCAAACUGGUUCCAGAAUCCCUUAAGAAAGACAAAGAUGGAAAAUCUACUUUCGAUGGUGCUCUGGUUGUUGCAGCAAGUGGUGUUCAAGGGUUUUCAACAAUAUGGCAUGGUUUGGAAAGCGCUGCAAAGUGCAUUGCUAAAAAUGUGUCUAAAGAGACGGUUCAGACUGUCAAGUACAAGUACGGGGAUGAUGCGGGCCAUGCUACUGACAACGCAGUGAGUUCUGCUAUCAAUGUUGGUGUGGCAGCUUUCAAUAUCGACAACAUUGGAAUCAAAGCUAUAGUGAAGAAAACUGCAAAGGAGACAGGCCAUGCUGUGUUGGAUGAAUAUAAAAUCAUAGAAAAGAACGAGAAAAAAGAAGAUGGAUAUUGAAGACACUGUGUGAAUAAAUUACCCAAAGCCUUAAUUUAUUACGUAAUUUAUUUAAAAAGAGUUGAACUGAUUAACAAGUGUUGUAUUUCUAACUCCUAAGAUUGCUGGAUUUAAAUAUAUCAUACCUGGGAAGUCUUUGAAAAUGAGUGAUUUUUUGGAAUCUCUAAGUCCAGUAUUAAUGUUAGAGCUAGAUGAUGGAAAUGAAUUUGCAUUAGAAUCAAACUUCCACGAGGAGGGCUUAAAUGCCUUUUUUCAAAUAAAUUUGGAAUUAGAUUCUAGCUUCAUGUAUAGAGGGACUAUUUUUGUAACUGUUUUCUAGAGAAUUCUUUUCAGAAAGCUAAUGAUUUGAAUAGUGGCUGAAACUGAACUUGUCUGAUCAAAUAGUAUGCACUUUUUAGCUUUAAAUAAACUGACUAGGCUUGAGUAAUUCCUCGUAAAAACUAGGAAAAUCCAAACACUUAAGACAAACCAAAGACUGGAAUACUGCUAUUUCCUGGAUUAGUGUAUCAGAGUCAACCAAACUUUGGUGUAAUCCUAGGUUUCAUUGAAAUACGUGGCAAUUUUUUUUGCCUACUCCGGUAGCAAGGACUUGGAUUCAUUGUACUUUGUGUUAUCCAGCCAGUGUGUGGGAACAAUGUUUGCUCUGAGACCACUAAAGAAAAGGUUGGGCUCUGUAAAAGCUUUAAUGGUUACUCCCUGUAUUUGUUAUAUGGAAUUGUUGCACUGUAACUUGUCUUAUUGAAAAGCCUGUAUUCAGAAAUGAUUAUUGUUGCCUUGUGAUGGAAUGCAAUGCAUUUCAUUUUAAGAUAUUCAACUUCACCCCCAUCAUUACCUAGGGAUUCAUCUGCUAUUAAUGUGGGAAUUGUGAGUCCCUUACUAUGCUUGCUUCAGAUUUCUGACUUCAAUUUCUGUGAAGUUUUGUAGAUACUAAAAAUUGUAGUGCUGUAGUCUGCAACAGAGAAAUGAUUGCACUUUGGAGGGACACAUCCACUGGUUAAGAAGCUAACUACUUGAAAUGUUGUAUGGAUUGAAAACUAUAAAUAAACUUUAACAUGCA